AUGUCAUUUUAAUAAAAAUAAAGUGGACUUAAAUGUUGGGAUUCCUUUUGCGACUUAACUCUGAAAUAAAUGGAAGUAAUUCCUUUCCCGAUUACGAGUUGUUCUGAUUUAUGUUCUUGUCAAAUUUGCAAUAAGAAAUAGCAAGAAAUAAAAGAACCGGAAGAAUAAAAGAAAUGUUAAAUAAUAAUUAACAAACCAAGACAAAGAAGGUUUUCAAUAUGUGGAUUUAAAGAUGAUUUGCUUACAAUCAGUCAAAUGUUAUAGAAAUAAGAUGAAGCUGUUAGACCAAUAAAUAUUAACAUUUUAGAUACAAUUAUUUUAAAAGACAGAGAAUUUGUAUUUUAUGCAUUUUAUGAUAAUGGCUUCAAAUGCAUAAAAAACAAAUCCUUUUUUCAUACAGAAAUGGAAAAAUAUCUUCUUGAUAGAAAAAUUGAGUUUGAAAUUAAUAAUUAAAUUAAGCAAAUCAAAGCAGGCGUUCAUCCUACCAUCAAAUUUUCUUAGUAUCAUGAAAAUAGUAAUUCAGUAACUGCUAAAUUAAAAUAGUAAAUUUCUGAUUUAUUGAAUGGAUAAAGUAUUCUAAUGGCAAGAUAUCAGACCGGUGAAACAACUUUAAUUGGAAAAUUCGAAUUGCAUUAAUUAUCAGUUCUAUCUAAAACAAAUGCUAUAUUUGAUAAUCUACUUCAUUUAUAAUUAUAUCUUUACAAUGAAAAGUCAGCUUUAGAUUCUAUUGAAAUUAAUAAAAGAAAUCCUAAAGAUUAUUUUAUUCAUAGAUAUAAAUACAUAAAAGACAAUUUUCUAUUUGAUGAUAUAGCAUAUGAACUGUCGUUUCUUACAGAUCCUUCACUUCGAGGUUAAAAAUAAUGGAAUAAAGAAAAAGAAUAUUCAGAUAGUUUAGAUUUGAAAGAGUAUUUUAAAUACACUUGCCAUAAAAUAGCCGUUUAUAUAUAAAGCUUUCAUAAAUUAUGUAUAAAUGAGAUGGAAGUUCAUUUUACUGUCAAUAACCCUAAAAACAUUUCAAUUAUCAAUAUAAUUGGAUUAAAAAUGUCAAAAGCUGAAGAAACUUAAUGGAUAAUCAAAACUGCCAGAAUGCUUAGUACAGCAGAGAAAAUCCAAAUUAAUAAUGUGGAUAUAAAUGAAAAUAACAAGCCUUAAAAAACGUAAAGAUCCUUAAUUGUCUCUUAAUCACUAACACAUCAUACCAAAAAAGUAAUUGAAAAGAUUAAGCCUAUCACAGCUUAAGUAAUGGAUAAUAACAGGUAAGGUACAAGAACAUAAGAUGUUUUUAAAACACUGAAUCCUGAAACAAAUGAAUCUAUUAAUUAAAUAUUAGAGAAUUAGUAGUAUUAAAAAAUGAUGAAAAAUUUCCCGAAAUAAUUAAAAAGGCAUGUGAGUAUAUAGAGAGAUUCACCAAUUAAGCCUAGAAUGGAUGAAUUGCCUCUUACCUCUUAUAGAGAUGUUUAAAUAGAAGAUUAUAUAUUUAAAUCUAGAUUAAAAAGGAAACCUUAAAUCAUCAACUCACCCUUUCUUAGGAGUAUUUCAAGAAGAUUUUUUACGAGGAGAAAUUCAGUUGGCUUUUGUUGA
Paramecium tetraurelia is the source of this 1581-nucleotide messenger RNA. RefSeq lists its product as uncharacterized. The record is from RefSeq and is a predicted model, not a curated record. NCBI's taxonomy places the organism in Eukaryota, Ciliophora, Oligohymenophorea, Peniculida, Parameciidae. The transcript is spliced from 4 exons.